Paramacrobiotus metropolitanus is the source of this 4930-nucleotide messenger RNA. RefSeq lists its product as uncharacterized. The record is from RefSeq and is a predicted model, not a curated record. The transcript is spliced from 14 exons. The coding region runs from base 231 to 4508 and encodes 1425 amino acids. Lineage: Eukaryota; Metazoa; Tardigrada; Eutardigrada; Parachela; Macrobiotidae. Gene Ontology annotation, biological process: regulation of transcription by RNA polymerase II. Gene Ontology annotation, molecular function: transcription coregulator activity; chromatin DNA binding; histone H3K9 demethylase activity. Gene Ontology annotation, cellular component: histone deacetylase complex; chromatin.
UCGAUAAGUUUUUCUUGUUGUCUGCUUAUAAUUAGCUUAUCAUUACUGUUUUGUCUUCGUAGCAACCGUUUACGGAAACUACAAUUUUGUAUUACUGGCAUAAUAUCUUAAUAAACUUUUUCUGGAAAGUUGUUGUUGGUGAUUUGCUCAACAAAACAGCGCGAUUCCGCGCUCGGUAUUGCCUGCAAAUUCGAAACAUGGCGCUCUUGUGGUAGACCAAUCAAACCAUCAUGACCAACAAUCUACCUGCAGGGUGGAGCGUUAAUGCAGCGCCAGUACUGUCGCAGUCAAACGGACCCGGUUGGAGCGUUAAUGCAGCACCGCCAUUCCUUUCGCAGUCAAAUGAACUGCUCCAGCAAUAUCCACCGCACCAAGCGACCGCACCCGGUGCACCGUAUCCGUCGUUCACACAACCCGUUUUACUCGCCCCACCGUACGUGUCGACGGUUCCGGCGCUGGAGCAAAACGUUUCUUUUCACCCGCCCUUUUCAACGCAACAGAAUACCUGCGAUGCCAGCAUUUCCUCCAUGUAUGCUACGGCGCACCAACAGCGACCAUUACCGUACGAGUACAUGCAGGGGAUGGGAAGCUCGUUUGGUGCCGGACUUUAUUCACAUGGGAUGGAUUGGUUAGUCCAGCAAGGGAUGCUCAGUCAUAUGAUGAGAAUGGAUCAGACUCUGAAAUGCUUGAUGCAUGCUAUCAUACCGUCAAGUAAUCCAUCUCAAGGCCGCUUACCACUGAAUUCAACAAUUGCACCACCACCAGAACGAUUCGCAGGGCCACACCCAACCCACGCUCCCAUCCCGCUGAUUAAUUACUUGCCGGCAGCGAAUGGGCAAUCCACACAAAUCACCCCAAGUAGUGAGCGCAAAGACCACUACCGACCCGUCGAACCAAUUCGUGCCCAGAAUAUUUCUCCAGCCGCAGUCGCCGAUCCCAGAGAGCCUAUGGGUAUACCGGCACCGGACUCUCAGCUUCCAGUUCCGGUUUCCCAGCUGGCUGCACAGACGGCGGAAAAUGCUAAAGCACCGAAUUCAGCAGUGGUAACCGGUAACACUGUGAAAUUGCUCCCGCCGCUCAUUGACAACAUAGUCCCCGAGUCGACACCAUCUAGUUCGGCAUGUCUGAAUGGCCAAUCAAACCACACCACAGCGCUGGUUGCCAAUGCAGCAGCAGUCCUUCCUGGUGAAACAGUGGGGGUGCCGCAGCAUACUGUCCAUACAGGCAGCGAUCCUGCUGUUAAUUUGGGUGUACCAACCUCUGUUAAAGUCCCACUAGACCUUUCGCUGAUGCCGAAAGAUCUAAACUCAGACGAAGUCAACUCCACUAUCAGAGUACUUCCUUCUGGUCAUUUCUACUGCGUCUCAUGCGCAUGUGAGGUGGGAGCGGAUGUAACCUUAAACUUGAUACCUCAUGUCAGUGGUCGCCGGCACUUGGAAAAGUGCUUCGAUCUCGUGCGGCGGACAGAAGAAGCACUGCACAAGCCCAUAAACGAGAACGGACAGGCCGGUUCGAUUCCACCAACAUCUCGAGCAUCUGUAACAUCUGACGUGUUGUCCGAUUUGGGGAGUGCGGUAUCAGACGCCGAACUUAUGGGAUCAAGGACUGCCAACGAAAAGGCUGCGGCUAGAAGAGAAGUCCCGGAAGCCAGCAGUGGCGAAGGGGAGAGCAGUGAGCUUGGCCAUGCAUUGCUAUCUUCUUCCCAAGCUGCGCCAGUUCACAAUGGAGCUCCUGAUCAGAAAAAGGUCCCGUGUCAUCAGCCGUUCUUACCACCUGCACGCAAAGGACCGAUUGUGAUUUCCGUUAAAAGUGCGAAAAGAUCCAGAGCCGUUACCGAUAUCUCCUGCUUCUCAACGCCUGGUUUUAAUGCUAUGAAUUACCCACAUUACCCAGCAGUGCAAGCCCAAUUCAACUUCCGUGAGCACUUCGGAAACGUUCCUGACACCGUGGGUUCCAGUGACACUAACCCAAGUAAGAAGCCGAAAGUCCAGCCAAUGGUAGUCGUGCCCCCCGCGCCGCUCCAACGCAAAGAGGAGAAAAGCCGCCACAAACAAUGUAUGAAGACGAUCGCCCCUGCGGGCGCGUGCCGUUUCGAACCACAACAGAAUUCCCUGCCGCAGUUUUCGCCGGUUCCGGAAAUCGAAGAUGACGGGAAUGAUCGGAUGCCUCCAUCGCCAUCCACUCAAUCACAGCAUUCACUGGAGAUCCCGCUAGCACCGAUGCCAUACCGGCUGUCUAUCUCAAGGUUGUCGAUGGAAAGUGAUGAAGACGAUUAUCCAAUCGGCAUAGGGUACACCACAGGUAAUAAGUUGCCACUGGAUGAAGUUUGCAGCGCAACUACCAGCCCUGUCCCCGUCAGUGCUAGCGGCAAAAUCUCUCUUUCGAACCAGUGCUCUGCCUCCAACUUUGCAUCCAAAAAGUCUUCCACAGCGCUUCCGGUAGUUUUCGUGCAGAAAAAGCGCUGUCAGAUGUGGCGUGAUGACAUGAAAAGAGAGAUGGCGAGACAUGCAGUUCCGUUUGAUCCUGUGCAAACCCUUCCAUUGUGCUUUGACUGCUACGAAACCGGUCCUGCUACAAAACGCAACCGGAAUCGCAACAAAGCAAAGAAGGACUGUCGCUUCAAUAACGCUCGUCUACGAUGUAUUCGCCUCGUGACCGAGUCACGAGGAUCUGAUCCAAUUGCUAAGCUGGAUUUGGUAAAGGAUGGAGACAUCAAAGACCGUUACAUGGGUGAAGAGGAACGGUUGUGGUUGUCCGGUACGCUACGUUCCAUACUGGGAAGUCCCGGAUCCAGCGGACGGCGGCUACGCACUUUGCACAAUGCACCGCGCGUAUCUUCGGAACAAGCGGCGUACGUGCUGUCCAAAGUGGGCCCAAUUUUGCUGGACAUACUGAACCAGCAUGAGAGUAUCCUGGCUGCGCCGAAUGAAGGCGUAGGUAUAAAAAGUAUUCCCUUCGGUAUGAGCGAAUGCUGCGAUGUCUGCCUGGCUUCCAUAUUCAAUGCGCAUUUUGUGUGCUUGCAUUGUGGAUAUUGUGUGUGUCCGGAGUGCUACUCGACGAACACACAGUUUGCUGACAUUGACCGGAGUCACGUCGAAGAUGCAUCAGCCGGCGCAUGCAUCCGGAGAUCUCUCAACGGGGAAGUUCUGGGCGCUCCAUGCGAUAAUUUGGGAUGGCAGCUAUGCCCCUCUAAGCGUGCAGGAAGCGUCCUGGGCAGAGCUAACCAUGCAGUCGGUGGACAAUCGGAUCACCAUUUUUUGCCAACACGUUUAAUUCCACCUGAAGCUGUUCAAUUGGUGGAAACUGGGAUUAGCCAGUUUUUGGCAAUGUCUGCCGCUGGGUCGGUAGAGAAUAAUGGCGAUGACAUUGAUUGGGAUCAACAGGAUUUUCUCUGUGAUGGCAAGGUUCUGCUGUUGCAAUCUACCAACGAAAUCGAUACUAAAGCCUUUCGAGCCCAUUGGUCGAAAAGCCUUCCAGUUGUUGUGGCCGAAGUAGGGCAAUCACUAACAGAUGCAGACGUCCCGCUGCAUGGCAUGUGGCAGCCCUCUUGGUUUGCCAAUAAAUUUGGAGACCAGAAAGUUGAUUUAAUAGACUGUGGUGCCAGACCGCAACAGCUGAUACCCGGAAAAAAACACAUGGAUUUUUGGAAAGGCUUUUCCGUAAUUAAAGACCGUAUAUCGGAUAAAAACGGUAUUCCAUCGCUGCUUAAAAUCAAGGACUGGCCAACAGAUUGCCGGUUUAGCGAGUCGCUUCCACAUCAUCACCGAGCAUUGUGUGAAGCCCUUCCUUUAGCCGAUUAUACACGCGAGAAAGGUCACCUAAACCUGGCGUCAUAUUUGCCGGAACAUUUUAACCCACCCGAUCUCGGCCCAAAGAUGUAUAUUGCCUAUGGUAUGGUGGGACAGCCAGACCAUGCAACAACAAACCUUCACGUGGACAUCAGUGACGCCGUGAAUAUUUUAGUUAAUGUUAGCAAGCCGACUGACGAAACCACAUAUUACUUGAGAGAAGCAAAGAAUUUUAUUUGGGGCUUAAAAUUGGACAGCAACACGAGAAAACGUCUCAGCGAAGGUCUUGUGCCGGGUGCCGUGUGGCAGAUUUACCAGCCGGCGGAUACGGCUAAGAUUCGCCAGUUCUUAACGAAACACGGGGGAAAUUUUUGCGACGAAGGGGAUGAUCCUCUUCAUAGUCAGAUGGAGUUCCUGACGAUAGAUCUCCAGCAGCGUCUGUUGCAGGAAACCGGUGUGGAGGGCAUGACUAUCGUUCAGUUUGCGGGUGAUGCUAUAUUCAUACCAGCUGGCGCGCUGCAUCAGGUGUGGAAUGUAUACAGUUGUAUCAAGGUGGCAGAGGACUUUCUUUCGCCCGAGCAUGUUGGCGAAUGCCUCCGUUUAGCCAGUGAAUUUCGACAGCUUCCGUGGCAUUUUCAGAAUAAAGCAGAUAAGCUCCAGGUGAAGGCCACCUUGUUCCAGGCGGUGAAAGCACUGUUACCAUCAGCUCUCAGUGCGUAACUGCGUGUGCUAUUCCAAAUCUGCCCAACCCUCCGGAUUGCGUGUAAAUUAUAAGCAUUACAGCAUACAAAGGUCAGCGGCUCACGUCUCGAAGAGGAUUAAAACCUAAUGCAGCACUGCCGUCGCUCCUCAAAGCAGGCUACCUUUUCGCCUGUAUUAACAAUAAUACAACUAAUUAAAGAGUAAUGUAAGUAUAUCUUUUCUUUACUCGAUCAUGUUGACGAAUUUACUAUCAGUAUGUGUAAUUUUUCGGCGCUUUGAGUUUGUAAUAAGCAAAUCUUUUUUGUUACAAGUAUUUUUUUAAACUGGAUUGGUGGUUCCAUUCGUUGUUUCUCUAUUUUUUGUUGGAGAAAAUGUAUUAUAUCGAUUGCACGUUGAAUACGUUAUUAUGAUGUAUGGAUUGCUCGAACUGUUUCUGUCGU